AUGGCACCUCCGUCUAAACUCGCCAUAGCAACUGGCGUCGUAACCCGCCUAGUUAAGGAAGAAGCAAGCUAUCACAAGGAGAUCCAGCAGCAAGAGGCGCGCAUCAAGAAGGCCGAGACUAGCGAGGGCGAUGAAAACGCUGAGUAUACCUUGAGGCAAGAGCGUCAAGCCCUCCAAGAGACCAAGAACGUUCUACCUGGUAUGAAGAUCAAGAUCGAACAGGCAGUGGAGAGAUUGGAAGAGGAACUUGAGAGCAACAAGGAAGGCAGCAGUCAGGCAUCAACAGAGGAAGUCACCAAAGCAAAAGAGGCAGUUGAGAAGGGCAAGACGGCUAUGCGUGAGGCCGCUUAG
Molecule: messenger RNA, 351 nt
Organism: Alternaria atra
Lineage: Eukaryota; Fungi; Ascomycota; Dothideomycetes; Pleosporales; Pleosporaceae
Exons: 3
Coding region: 1-351 (116 amino acids)
Biological process (GO): post-chaperonin tubulin folding pathway; tubulin complex assembly
Cellular component (GO): microtubule cytoskeleton; cytosol
Molecular function (GO): beta-tubulin binding
Source: RefSeq, a predicted model, not a curated record